Messenger RNA from Scomber japonicus (chub mackerel), 978 nucleotides. Its product is annotated as receptor-transporting protein 3-like. Gene Ontology annotation, biological process: protein targeting to membrane; protein insertion into membrane. The transcript is spliced from 3 exons. The record is from RefSeq and is a predicted model, not a curated record. Gene Ontology annotation, molecular function: olfactory receptor binding. Lineage: Eukaryota; Metazoa; Chordata; Actinopteri; Scombriformes; Scombridae. Bases 89 to 616 code for a protein of 175 amino acids.
CUCAGCUGAGAAACAUUCAGAGCAACGUCGUUUCAGAAAACUGCUGUUUUUCUUCUUCAAAACAGAAAAUACCCCAUCAUCGAGCACCAUGAGCAGAUCAACAGACUGGACUCCUGCUUUGUGGAUGGACACUUUUGAGGAGCUGCUGUAUGAUGACAAUGAGCUGGACUAUGAUGACCAGUGGUCUCUCAACUUCAGCUACAGCCAGACAGACGACCUAACCAAGGAGGAGAAGAAAAGAGGCUGGAAAGUCUACUGCCACCGUGCCUAUGGACGUUUCCAGUGCGGAUCCUGCCACAAGAACUGGCCCUCAGCACGGGUGGUGGUUUUGUUCCGGUACCGACUGAGGGGAGACCGGGGGACAGUGAUCAUGCGGCCCUUUGGACAAGCCUGUCGCAGUUGCCAAGACGAUGAGUUCGAUCUUCCAGGUUUUGCCAAGAAAGAGGUGGAACACGCCUUACUCAGGCUGUUUGGCAAAAUCCGUAAGAAUUGCUACGGAGAGGAUGACGAUGAUGAUGAUGGCUCUUCAGCAUCCUCGACCAAAGUGUGGACCAAACCCCAUGAGAAGAGCCUGUGUGAGGCCUGCAUCAUGGGCAUUUGUUGUCAGGAUGAAUAGAAGUGUGUGCAUGUGUGUGGUCUGUCAUAGUCUACUUUUGGGGACAAAUUUCAGACUUAGGGCCAGUUCAUUUGGGACAGCUUGGUGGACAAAAGUCUUUACCAUGAUAUACAAACAAUACCAAAACAACUUCUCUUUCAGAUAUAACAGUUUAUUAAAGUUAGCUAUCAAUUAACAAUCAACAUCACUCCAUUCAAUAAAACAUCCAACUACAAACUCUCAAACAUAAGCAUCUAUAAUCAGCAAGCAUGUGUGUGUGUGUGUGUGUGUGUGUGUGUGUGUGUGUGUGUGUGUGUGUGUGUGUGUGAGUGAGAGAGAGAGAGAAAGAGAGAGAGAGAGAGAGAGAGAGAGAGAGAGAGAGA